AUGGAUUUGUCCGUUGUCUUAAACAUAAGUGACUCCAAAGACACUUUGGAAGGCGGUGGCGAGAAGCUGAAAGUGAAAACGCCAACACUCGUGGCUUCACGGCGCGGCAUCCAGGGUGAUGAUGUGCUCCAACAAGCAGAAGCUGCUGGUCUUUCAGAAGUGGAGCGGGUGGUGAAAGCCAAUGACCGUGACUACAACGAGAAGUUCCAGUAUGCGGACAAUCGCAUUCAUACGUCCAAGUACAACAUCCUGACGUUCUUGCCAAUUAAUUUAUUUGAGCAGUUCCAACGGGUGGCGAAUGCCUAUUUCCUUUUCCUUCUGAUACUACAGCUCAUUCCAGAAAUCUCUUCCCUGACGUGGUUCACCACCAUCGUGCCACUGGUCCUGGUGAUCUCAAUGACAGCGGUCAAGGACGCCACCGAUGACUACUUUCGUCACAAGAGUGAUAACCAAGUGAAUAACCGGCAGUCUGAAGUGCUCAUUAAUAACAAAUUGCAGAAUGAGAAAUGGAUGAAUGUGAAAGUUGGAGACAUCAUUAAAUUGGAAAAUAACCACUUUGUUGCUGCCGACUUGCUGCUCCUGUCAAGUAGUGAGCCACACGGUCUCUGCUAUGUUGAAACAGCUGAGCUGGACGGGGAAACAAACCUGAAGGUUCGUCAGGCACUACCUGUCACCUCAGAACUUGGAGCAGAUAUUAGCAGUCUUGCAAAAUUUGAUGGGAUUGUUGUCUGUGAGGCGCCUAACAACAAGUUAGACAGAUUCUCUGGGGUCCUCUCUUGGAAGGACAGCAAGCACACGCUCAACAACCAGAAGAUAAUCCUGAGAGGCUGCGUCCUGAGGAACACCAGCUGGUGCUUUGGGAUGGUUCUUUUUGCAGGUCCAGACACUAAACUAAUGCAGAAUAGUGGUAAGACAAAGUUUAAAAGGACAAGCAUUGACAGGUUGAUGAAUACCCUAGUCCUGUGGAUUUUUGGGCUUCUGGUAUGCUUGGGGAUUAUUCUUGCAAUAGGAAAUUCAAUCUGGGAGAAUGAAGUUGGGAAUCAGUUCAGAACUUUCCUCUUCUGGAGAGAAAGCAAGAAGAGUUCCUUGCUCUCGGGAUUCCUAACGUUCUGGUCAUAUGUUAUCGUCCUCAACACGCUUGUGCCCAUUUCAUUAUAUGUGAGUGUGGAAGUGAUCCGUCUGGGACAUAGUUAUUUUAUAAACUGGGACCGGAAGAUGUAUUAUGCUGUGAAAGCAAUGCCCGCUGAAGCCCGGACGACCACACUCAAUGAAGAAUUGGGCCAGAUUGAAUAUAUUUUCUCUGACAAAACAGGAACUCUCACUCAAAACAUUAUGACUUUUAAAAAGUGUUCCAUUAAUGGGAGAGUCUAUGCAGGUGAAGCACUAGAUGACCUGGGCCAGAAGAAAGAUUUAACUAAGAAAAAGGAAAUGGUGGACUUCUCAAGCAAAUCUCAGUCAGAAAGAACACUCCAUUUCUCUGACCACAGUCUGAUGGAAUCCAUUGAGCUGGGGGACCCCAAAGUGCAUGAAUUCCUUCGCGUACUCGCUCUCUGCCAUACUGUAAUGUCGGAGGAGAAUAGCACAGGGCAACUGGUUUACCAAGUUCAAUCACCCGAUGAAGGAGCUCUGGUUACCGCUGCUAGAAACUUUGGGUUCAUUUUUAAGUCUCGGACCCCAGAGACAAUAACAAUAGAAGAAUUGGGAACAUCUGUUACUUAUCAGUUACUUGCCUUUUUGGAUUUCAACAACAUCAGGAAAAGGAUGUCUGUCAUAGUUCGAAACCCAGAAGGAGUGAUAAAACUUUAUUCCAAAGGAGCAGAUACCAUUUUGUUUGAGAAACUCCAUCCUUGCAAUGAAGCCCUGCUGUCAUUGACAUCGGACCAUCUCAGUGAGUUUGCAGGGGAAGGCCUCCGAACCUUGGCAAUUGCUUAUAGAGACCUUGAUGACAAGUACUUUGAGGUGUGGCAGAAGAUGCUGGAAGACGGGAGUGCUGCCACCGCCGAGAGGGAUGAAUGCGUUUCUGGGAUGUAUGAAGAAAUUGAGAGAGACUUGAUGUUACUAGGUGCCACUGCUGUGGAAGAUAAGUUACAAGAAGGUGUCAUUGAAACAGUUACAAGUCUAUCACUAGCCAAUAUUAAGAUCUGGAUUCUAACAGGAGACAAACAAGAAACUGCCAUCAAUAUCGGCUAUGCCUGCAACGUGCUCACUGACGCCAUGGAUGCUGUGUUUGUGAUAACGGGGAACACGGCUGUAGAAGUGCGAGAAGAACUCAGGAAAGCAAAGGAAAAUUUGCUUGGACCAAACACAAGUUUUUCCCAUGGACAUGUAGUUUAUGAAAAUAAGCAGCAGUCAGACUUGGACCAGUGUGCAGAGGAAGCCGGAACAGGAGAAUAUGCCUUGGUCAUAAAUGGCCACAGUUUGGCCCAUGCCCUAGAAAGUGAUGUUGAGAGUGAUCUUUUGGAGCUGGCCUGCAUGUGUAAGGCUGUCGUUUGCUGCAGAGUCACCCCGCUCCAGAAAGCCCAAGUAGUAGAGUUGGGGAAAAAACACAGAAGCGCUGUGACUUUGGCCAUUGGUGACGGGGCCAAUGAUGUCAGCAUGAUUAAAAGUGCUCACAUUGGCAUUGGCAUCAGCGGUCAGGAAGGACUGCAAGCAGUCUUAGCCAGUGACUACGCGCUGGCUCAGUUUAGGUAUCUCCAACGGCUGCUUCUGGUUCACGGGAGGUGGUCCUAUUACAGAAUGUGCAAGUUUUUAUGCUAUUUCUUCUACAAGAACUUUGCAUUCACCCUUGUGCAUUUCUGGUUCGCCUUCUUCUGUGGCUUCUCAGCGCAGACCGUUUAUGACCAGUGGUUCAUCACUCUUUUUAACAUCGUUUAUACAUCACUACCCGUUCUAGCCAUGGGAAUUUUUGACCAGGAUGUGAGUGAACAGAACAGCAUGGACUGUCCUCAGCUCUAUGAACCAGGACAACUGAAUCUACUUUUUAAUAAGCGGAGAUUUUUCAUCUGUGUGGCACAUGGAAUCUACACCUCGUUAGCCCUUUUCUUCAUUCCCUAUGGGGCCUUUCACAAUGUGGCUGGAGAAGAUGGUCAGCACAUUGCUGACUACCAGUCCUUUGCCGUGACCAUGGCCACAUCUUUGGUCAUUGUGGUCAGUGUACAGAUAGCUUUGGACACAAGUUACUGGACUGCGGUUAAUCACGUCUUCAUCUGGGGGAGUAUUGCUACCUAUUUCUCCAUUUUACUGGCAAUGCACAGUAAUGGUAUCUUUGGCAUCUUCCCCCACCAGUUCCCCUUUGUUGGAAAUGCGCGGCACUCUCUGAGCAAGAAGUUCGUCUGGCUUGUUGUUUUCUUGAUAGUGGUGGUGUCAGUCAUGCCCGUGGUGGCAUUCAGAUUUCUGAAGAUGUAUUUAUACCCAAGCCUGAGCGAUCAGAUCCGCCGGUGGCAGAAGGCUCAGAGCAAGGAAAGACCCAUCCGAAGCAGAAGGCCCCAGACCCGCAGGUCAAGCUCCAGAAGGUCGGGAUACGCAUUUGCUCACCAAGAGGGCUAUGGCGAGCUCAUCACAUCUGGGAAAAAUAUGCGAGCUAAAAGUCCAGCUCCAACAGCAGGGCUGGAAAAGAUACUUUAUAAUAACACGAGCUGGAUUGAAAAUUUAUGUAAGAAAAGCACAGACGCGGUGAGCGGCUUUAGUCAUGAUAAGACAGUGAAACUGUGAGUCAAGAGGACUUGAACCACAAAGCCGUCUUUUCACCUCAUCUGGGGCUGAGCUUUGGCUGUGCUGGGGCCAAGAGCAGCACAGCUCGCCCUGCUUAACUUAAAUCUGUGGCCUCCAGCUGCCAACGCCUGUCAGAGGCUGGUGUGUUCGGCAGGAAACCGGGCCAGAUGGGCGUGGUCCAAUCUGUGAUUCCGUGAACCAAGGCCUCUCGGGACAAGUACAGAUUUUUAUUAACUUAAACACCAAUCGAUCUGAACUUUGAGUCUUGUUUAUGGAAAAAAAAAAAGCUUGUAAAUUAGCAUCUACAUUGGAUGGGCCCUGGGUAUGUCAAAGGGUACAUUCCAACGGUGUAUCUGAAGCAGAAAGCACUCUCAACAGAUACACCAUGUAUGUGAAGAGCUGCCUUUCCCAGAUGCAAUUGCAGAAUUCAAAGUGUGCAGUAUGGUGCUCUCGGAUUGAGAGUCAGUCUCUCUCGAGUUGUGGCCUCUACUUACCUGCCUGAAGAAUGCAUAAAAAAGCCUGUGGAGUUCCUUAUUUUUACAACAGGGAAACAGGGUAUCUCUGUAGAGGGGCUGACAGAUUUAUUUAGAAAGUGUUCAGACUGUUCUACAUAGGGGCAAAAUACCAGCGUGGCUCCCCCUAAUGUCUCCUAACGUUUCCGUGACUUGUGUGACAGGGUCAGUAGCAAUCUGCUGCGUGCUACUCAGACUGC
This is a messenger RNA of Acomys russatus (golden spiny mouse), 4423 nucleotides long. RefSeq names its product ATPase phospholipid transporting 8B4 (putative) (gene Atp8b4). Lineage: Eukaryota; Metazoa; Chordata; Mammalia; Rodentia; Muridae. Gene Ontology annotation, biological process: phospholipid translocation; Golgi organization. The transcript has 28 exons. Gene Ontology annotation, molecular function: ATP hydrolysis activity; ATP binding; magnesium ion binding. Bases 1 to 3711 code for a protein of 1236 amino acids. The record is from RefSeq and is a predicted model, not a curated record. Gene Ontology annotation, cellular component: plasma membrane.